AUGGCGGAGAAACGAAAUAGAGUUCGUUAUUUGACUGAGGAGGAAAUCCAAGCUCUUCUUGCAGAAAGUGAUGGAGAUUUGUCAGACAUUGAUGAUCCUGAUUUCCUUGAGAGUUUCGAACCUGAAAGUGAAGAUUCUGCUCCUGAAGAAGUUAUUACUCCUGUAGAGAUAAUACCGGAUUCCCCAAAUAGAAAAGGAAUAAAAAGAAAGAGGAACAAAUCAGUUUGGAACAAAUCUGCAUUUUCUAGUGAGAACUUGGAUGACAUUCCCAAGGCACCAACAGAUGAUUCACAUCAAGGAGAACCUUUAAAUCCUACUGAAUAUUUUUAUAAGUAUUUUCCUGAAAGUUUUUGGGAUGAGUGUGCAAAACAAACCAAUAUUUAUGCAUAUCUCAAAAAAGGUGAUCGUUUCAAGAAAACAGAUGCAACAGAAAUUAAAAUAUUUUCUGGCAUGCAUAUCAUUAUGGGAAUCAUGCAACUCCCACAAGUACGUUUGUACUGGUCAAAAUGCUGUGAUAUGCCAAUGAUCACGAAAAAUAUGACCAGAGACAGAUUUUUUGAGUUGCGGAAUACUUUGCAUUUUGUUGACAAAUCUUUUAUUAAUGAUGAACAAAAGAAAGAUAAAUUACACCUAGUUAGACCUAUUAUCAAUUGUUUCCGGGAUUGCUGUUUAACAUUACCUCGCACAAAAUGCUUGUCCAUUGAUGAGCAGAUGAUCCCCUUUUCGGGCCGUUGUGCAAUGCGACAGUAUGUUCCUUCAAAACCUAAUCCUGUAGGAUUGAAAAAUUUUGUCCUCGCUGCACAGGAUGGGUUAGUUUUAGAUUUUCUAAUCUAUACCGGCGCUGAUACAGUAUCAACAAAUGAUAAGACAUCCUAUGGUUUAGGAGGAGCCGUUGUAAAACAUUUAGUUGCUACUGUGCCAACAACAUCAGUUACCCAUCUAUUUACUGACAGAUAUUUCACUGGUAUACCAAUUCUGGAUUAUCUUCGUAUUAGAAAUAUAUCUUUGACAGGUACAAUAAUGCGAAAUCGAACCGAUGGUGCUGCAGAUAAUUUUCCACAAGAUCGAGACAUGGAAAGAGGGUCGUCUACUUUCCGAACUCGUGCAGAUGGGAAGGCCUGUCUGGUAAAAUGGAAGGACAAUAAAUCAGUACUGAUGUUGUCGAAUGCAUUUGGUAUCAGUCCGGAAGGGACUUGUAAAAGAUGGUGCAAAGAAGAAAAUAAAAAAAUAGAUGUCCAGCAACCUGCUGUUGUAAAAGCUUAUAACACGUAUAUGGGCGGAGUAGAUCUGAUGGACAGAUAUAUCGCUUACUAUCGAAUUUCAACGCGAACCAAGAAAUGGACAAUGCGUGUUUUUGCCCAUUUUCUGGACAUGGCGACAUGUAACUCAUGGAUCCUGUAUACCCGUCACUGCAAACAAAGCCAGGUAAGAAGAAAAGACUAUUUGCAAUUGCUACAGUUUAAACUUGCAAUCGCAGAAAGUUUAGUUAACAAAGAAAUUUCAAAGGAAGAAUGCAAUUCAGACAGAAAAAUUGCGCAAAAAGUGGUUCCUCUUCCUGGAACUGAUGUAAGAUAUGACAAAGUAGGGCACUUUCCAGAGCAUGUUAAACUGCAAAAUCAGAUGAAAUGCCGAAACCCAGGCUGUAAAGGUAAAUCAAGAAAAAAUUCUCGAGCUGAAAUUCAUCGCCAAUUGAUGGAAGCGUACGGUACCAGUGUUAUGUCACGAAAACAGGUAUGGUUUUGGUGCAGAGAAUGUAACAAAGACAGAACAGAUGUGAGAGAUGAGGAAAGAUCAGGCCGACCAAGCACGUCCACCUCAUAUGACAAUGUUUGCCGUGCUGAAGCUUUGAUUCAAGAUGAUCGUUGCAUUAAUCUGCAUCAAAUUGCGGUCGGGCACGCAUACGGCCACAACUACACGCGAUUUGUUAGAGCGUAUUUGGUGGCAGAUCUUGGACCAACCUCCUUACAGUCCCGACCUCGCACCAAGUGA
Molecule: messenger RNA, 1989 nt
Organism: Uloborus diversus
Lineage: Eukaryota; Metazoa; Arthropoda; Arachnida; Araneae; Uloboridae
Product: piggyBac transposable element-derived protein 3-like
Exons: 4
Coding region: 1-1989 (662 amino acids)
Source: RefSeq, a predicted model, not a curated record